This is a messenger RNA of Bicyclus anynana (squinting bush brown), 2944 nucleotides long. RefSeq names its product myotubularin-related protein 2 (gene mtm). Gene Ontology annotation, biological process: dephosphorylation. Bases 122 to 1999 code for a protein of 625 amino acids. The transcript is spliced from 13 exons. Gene Ontology annotation, molecular function: phosphatidylinositol-3,5-bisphosphate 3-phosphatase activity. The record is from RefSeq and is a predicted model, not a curated record. Lineage: Eukaryota; Metazoa; Arthropoda; Insecta; Lepidoptera; Nymphalidae.
AGCCUUUAAAUGGCAAUGAUUUUUAAAAUAAAUAUUUAAUUUUGUUGGUUUUCAAAUUUCUGUGUAUGUAAUUUGCAAAAUAAGCCCAACAUUAUAUUGUUCAUCAGAAUCGCUGUCAACCAUGGAUAAACACAACAGUUCUGAGUUGUUAAACUCGGAUUAUUCGGUGUCCAAAAAUGCUAGUUCCGAUUCAUUGGAUUCAGACUCUAAAUCGAGUUCAUUGAAUUCCAAACACGGACAGGACUCCUCCCAUGGUUUGGGCGACAUUCAGUUGUUAGAUGGUGAGAAAGUGAUGAGUGUAUCCAGAGAUGUCACAUAUCUGUGCCCAUACAACGGUCCGUCCCACGGUGUUCUUAAAGUUACCAAUUACCAGCUUCAUUUUAGACCUACCGAAGCAACAUCACUUCAAACUACAUUAAGCGUGUCAUUGGGAGUAGUGUCCCGCAUAGAAAAGGUUGGUGGAGCCUCAUCUAAGGGAGAAAACUCAUAUGGCAUUGAAGUAUUCUGUAAGGACAUGCGGAAUUUACGUUUCGCGCAUAGACAAGAGAAUCAUUCCAGACGAGGCAUAUUUGAGAAGUUACAACAGCUAGCGUUCCCUCUGUCGCACAGAUUACCACUGUUUGCGUUCAGCUAUUCUGAGAGCUUUCCUGAUGAUGGCUGGAAUGUGUACGAACCUAUUGCUGAAUUGAGGAGAAUGGGUGUCAACAAUGACAUGUGGCGCAUAACGCGUAUAAAUGAUAAGUAUGAGAUAUGCGACAGUUACCCAGCAGUCUGGGCCGUGCCGGCAGCAGCUAAUGAUGACUUGCUUCGCUCUGUGGCCGCGUUCCGCUCUCGUGGUCGCAUACCAGUGCUUGCUUGGAUACAUCCAAGCUCACAGGCCACGAUUACCAGGUGCAGCCAGCCUUUAGUUGGAGUAAGUGGCAAACGUAGCAGAGAGGACGAGAGGUACAUACAGUUGAUCAUGGACGCAAACGCCCAAGCGCACAAGCUAUUUAUUAUGGACGCACGGCCCAGUGCCAACGCUAUAGCGAAUAAAGCUAAAGGAGGCGGGUACGAAUCUGAGGAUGCUUAUCAAAACGCAGAACUCGUAUUCCUCGACAUUCACAACAUUCACGUGAUGAGGGAGAGUUUGCGGAAACUAAAGGAGCUUUGCUUCCCCCAAAUUGAUCAAACUAGGUGGUUCAGUGGUAUAGAAGCUAGCUGCUGGUUGAAACACAUCAAAUGCAUAUUAGCAGGCGCUGUACGCAUUGUAGACAAGGUAGAGAAUCACAAGACGUCAGUACUAGUGCACUGCUCCGACGGCUGGGACCGCACGGCGCAGCUCACUGCGCUGGCGAUGCUGAUGCUGGACCCCUACUACCGCACGCUGAGGGGCUUCCAGGUGCUGAUCGAGAAGGAGUGGCUUUCCUUUGGCCACAAGUUUCAACUUCGAAUUGGCCACGGCGACGAGCGUCACUCCGACGCGGACAGGUCGCCCGUGUUCGUGCAGUGGGUGGACUGUGUGUGGCAGCUGCAGCAACAGUUCCCCACCGCCUUUGAGUUCACUGAGCGACUGUUGAUCACUAUCGUCGAUCAUCUGUACUCGUGUCGAUUUGGCACUUUCCUGUUCAACACUGAACGGGAGAGGGUGAAAGAAGAAGUGAAAGCGAAGACAGUAUCGCUGUGGUCGUACAUAAACAGCCGACAGAACCUGUACCUCAACCCGCUGUACUGGGGCCCGUCGUCGUUCACCAACGCGCCGCCCACCGCGCACUCGCGCCCGCAGAUGGUGCUGGUGCCCGUCGCCUCGCUGCGGAUCAUCAAGCUGUGGAAAGCUCUGUACUGUAGAUGGAACCCUACUAUGAGGCAACAAGAUCCAAUAUACCAGCGAACUCGCGAGUUAGUCGCGUUACGUGCUCAAUUGGAGGCAGCGGCGGCGGCGGCGGCGGGUGACCACGCGGCGCGGCAACAUCGCCUCGGACUCACGCCGCCGCGCGUUGCCAGUCCGCACCAUGUGUGAACCCUGCCACCGGACUUUGGACAGCGAGGAACAACGCCACCGCCACAAGAGGCUGACUGAAAAUGGAGCGAAACAGGUGACACGGUGUCCUGUUCUUAGAUUUUAAUUAUUUAAGUCGAAAAAAAAAACAAAAUUUACUCAGUGAUAUUGUUUACCGCAUUUUGUUAUUUUCAUUCCUGAACUUUUUAAAUGUAGCUUUUUGUAAAUAAUAUUAUAUCUAACGGUCCUCGCACACCUAAGAUAUGCUAAGAUAUGCUCGAUGUCAAUAAAGUAUGGUAAGGUUUCUUACGCUAGCCACAAACGGUCAAUUAUUCUCACGUUUCUGAAAAGCAAACGGCAGUAUUCACACGGCAUACUAUACAGGUCAUGUACGCAGUGACCAACACACGAUCAAUUAUAGUCGUGGGUGCUACAGAAACGUGAGAAUAAUUGACCGUUUGUGGUUAGCAUUAAUUCGUUCCUCCUAACGCUUUAGUAGCCCGAUUUUCACCGGUUUUUCUCAAAAGAACUUUGAAAAAAGUCUAGUUUGACAGUUUUUCCUUGUACAUGCAAUUUCGUUUUUGUUUUUGAGGAAGAUUCCAAAACAUCUAUUAUUUUAGUUUUUUUUUAAUUUUCAGUUUGUUCUAUGUAUGUUUAACCUAAUACCUUACCCUAAUAGUUUGACAAUAUUAUUGCAUGUGUGCGGAGGUUAAUAACAGUAUUUUAAAUAUUUACUCGGCAGUUAUAUUUAAUUUAAAUAUUAUUAAUAUUAUAUAAUUUAAAGUUUUGUAUGUUAUUUUUAUAUUAACAUUGAAAAUAUUUUUUAAAAACAACUUUUUAUUAUAACCUAGUUGGUAUCUAAAGUAUUGCACGUGUAUUUUAAAUAUUUAAUUACCUAAAUAUAAAUUAUGAAACGGGACUGUAAAAACUCUAGCUGUAAAUAAUAAUUAAUAAGUUCUAAAAAUA